CACACGCACUUCCCUUCUUCCCUCCACCGAGCCAGCACCCUAACCCGAGGCCAACCUCCGCCAUGACCGACCAGUCCGCCUUCCACACCGAUGUGUGGACCUUGACCCGUUUCGUCAUGGAGACGGGUCGCCAGGCGAAGGGGGCCACCGGCGAACUGACCCAGCUCAUCAACGCCAUGCUGACCGCCAUCAAAGCCAUCUCCUCCGCCGUGCGCAAGGCCGGCCUGGCCCACUUACAGGGCAUGGCGGGCUGCGUCAACGUGACGGGGGACGACGUGAAGAAGCUGGACGUGCUGUCCAACGACCUGGUGGUCAACAUGCUGCGGGCCUCCUACGGUACCUGCUGCAUGGUCUCUGAGGAGAACAAGGAGCUGAUCAUCACGCCUAAAGACAAGCGGGGAAAGUACGUGGUGUGCUUUGACCCCCUGGAUGGAUCCAGCAACAUCGACUGUUUGGCCUCCAUUGGAACCAUAUUUGCUAUCUACAAGCGGGUGUCAGAGGGCGAGCCCAUGGACGAGGACGCCCUGCAGCCGGGUGACAACAUCGUGUGCGCCGGCUACGCCCUCUAUGGCAGCGCCUCCCUAGUGGCCCUCAGCACCGGGGACGGCCUCAACUUCUUCAUGCUGGACCCGGCCAUUGGAGAGUUCAUCCUGACCGAGAGGAACGUCAGGAUCAAACCCAGAGGAAAGAUCUACAGCGUCAACGAAGGCUACGCCAAGUACUUCCACGCCUCCGUCAACGACUACAUCCAGCACAAGAAGCACCCUGAGGAUGGCAGCUCCCCGUACGGCGCCCGCUAUGUGGGCUCCAUGGUGUCCGACGUCCACCGCACCAUCACCUACGGGGGCAUCUUCAUGUACCCGGCCAAUGAGAAGAACCCAGAAGGAAAGUUGCGGCUGCUGUACGAGUGCAACCCCAUCGCAUUCCUGGUGGAGCAGGCUGGAGGCCUCGCCACCACGGGCAUGCAGAGGGUCCUGGAUGUGCGGCCGCAGGCCCUCCAUCAGCGGGUGCCCUUCGUCGUUGGCUCCCCGGACGACGUCAACGAGUACUUGUCCUUCGUCAGGAAGUACCAGUAACGCUGCACUCUUGGAAUGACAUUUUGCCCAAUUCAUUUUUUGGCAACUUUAUUCACACGGCAAGUAGUGACAAUGACAAUGCAGUAAAAACUACAUUUCAUAUGCCUUCUGCUGCAGUUCUCCAGAAAGAGGAAGUCAGUUAGCGAAGGUGCUUUCACGCUAACCAUACGCAACUCCAGUGAUUAAAAAUACGUAAACUGUGACUUACCGAACGCGUCAUCAGUUUGCAUGUAGGUGGCUUUCAUGUCUUCAUUCAUCUUGUCAGCGUGUGAAUGCCUCUUUAAGUGUACUUUAGCUUGCUAUCUUGUCCGUUUCAUUAAGAGGUACCACUCAAGUGCUGCGUAUUUUGCUGUCUUAUCUACGACAUUUUGCGCACACUUCUGACCAAGUGGAGAAGCGACAAUUGUCACGUAGCUUGUUUUGACGCAUUGAGGUGCGCUUGGAAUAUUUAACGAUGGUGAUUUCUGAGCUUAAAUUGGGAUAUGUCGUUGUUUUUUUUUUAAAUAUACUUUGUACUGAAAUAGUGUUUUAAUCCGUCUCCUUUGGGGGCAGGGUUUUUAAGGGAAAGCUAAGACUCUUAAGAAUGUUAAAUUCAUAAAGCAACACCUUUGCCACACGA
Doryrhamphus excisus (bluestripe pipefish) is the source of this 1695-nucleotide messenger RNA. It is a transcript of the gene fbp2, whose product is annotated as fructose-1,6-bisphosphatase 2. Gene Ontology annotation, biological process: gluconeogenesis; fructose metabolic process; fructose 1,6-bisphosphate metabolic process. Gene Ontology annotation, cellular component: cytoplasm; cytosol. Gene Ontology annotation, molecular function: fructose 1,6-bisphosphate 1-phosphatase activity. NCBI's taxonomy places the organism in Eukaryota, Metazoa, Chordata, Actinopteri, Syngnathiformes, Syngnathidae. The record is from RefSeq and is a predicted model, not a curated record.